Messenger RNA from Salvia splendens (bonfire salvia), 792 nucleotides. RefSeq names its product classical arabinogalactan protein 7-like. Bases 118 to 513 code for a protein of 131 amino acids. NCBI's taxonomy places the organism in Eukaryota, Viridiplantae, Streptophyta, Magnoliopsida, Lamiales, Lamiaceae. The transcript has a single exon. The record is from RefSeq and is a predicted model, not a curated record.
CCCUCCCUCCAUCCAUCCUCCCUUUAUAUAUAUCUUCACUUUAAUUGCUCCCUUUGCCCAUCCCCAAACUUCACAUUCUCACACUUCUCUCCAAAUACUCCCAUUCUCUCUCUACUAAUGGCUUCCUCAACAGGACUCAAGCUCUUCCUCAUCAUGGCACUAAUUGCCACGUCAUGCAUGGCCCAAUCCCCUACCGGCGCCCCAACCGUCUCCCCUACCGCCGCACCAGUGGCGCCGCCCACCCCCACCCCAACCACCCCCGCACCCACCCCAGCCCCUGUCGCCGCACCAACACCCUCCCCCGCCGCCCCAACACCCUCCCCCGCCGGCGGAGAAGCCCCCACCCCAGGCGCUGCCGCACCGACCUCCCCCGCCCCCGCCGGCCCCGCUGCCGGACCAGGUGCCAAUCAGCCGCCUGCCGACAACGGCAACAGCGGAUUCGUGAGCACGGCUAGCUUCGGCGGCGCCGCCGUGGCGGCGGUGCUUGUGGCGGUGGCUUUGGCUUUGGCUUAGAGCUGCCACGUGGACGGCGUAGAUCUGUUUUGGAUGAGGGGUUGUUAGGUUAUUUAUUUUGUUUUGUGUCUGUAAUUUUAUUCGAUUUUUGGUGAAAUUUGUUUGUGGUUUGUUUAAUUGAUUUGUAGUGGGGAUCAUUUGUUUUGUUGUGAUUAUUAUUUGGGUGAUACUACACAUGACUCUUGGAUUAUAGCUCGUGGACGUAUUUGUUAUCUAGCGGAGUCACAUGUACAUUGAUGAUCAGAUCCAUCCCUAAUAAAUUUUAUUAUUAUUCUUUUA